AUGGACCAACAUAAUGGUUUGGAUGCGAAUGAGCAGCCUGAAACCCUGGAUCAAUCCAACGCUAUGAUCCUCGAGGGGACAGUUUUUGACAACGACUGGGUCAUCGGAAAGCAGACUGGGUCGACUGAACAUGCAAACAUCUAUUCUGUCACUCACAAAGGCCACGAUGCCGACUCAGAUAUCACCUACGAAGCCAGAUCCUACAACUUUGACAACUUAUCUCCCCAGGUCAAGUCCAACAGAGCUCGUGCAAUACGUCGACUUUCAGGCAGGACUGUUUUGAGCACUACUUGGAAUGAUCUCCGAGUAGUGAUCUACCGCACUGGAGCGAUCGUACAAGAAAAGAAGGACAAAAUGGAGAAUUCGCAAGGGGAUAUAGUUGUCGCCGGCAGCGCCUGCAAGAAGCCUAGACAGAAAACAACCCGCCAACAAGAGUCUGACCGACUCCGACAAAGAUCUCGCCGAAGGCGGGUCAGGCAAGAAAGGGCAUAUGCGAUGUCUCAAGAUGAAGAUCAAGAGGUUGAUGACGACCGGUGUUUGGAAGGCAUUCACGAUAUUAACGUGCUACUUUCUAGCGGGCCACCAAUCGCGGGCUUUGGAGUAUCCAUACAACCUGUUGAAGUGGACGCAAAUGAAUUUUGUUUCUUCGAACUAUUACAUCUCAUCAAUGGCGAUGAAACAAUUCGCCAAAAAGUCGCACCGGUAACAAGGUCAAAGGUGGAAGAUUAUCUGGCAGCCAAAGAGCAAGAGGUCGAGGUUGAUGGCGAAGACGCUUUACUAGAAUUCAUCGCCAUCAAAGAGCGCGAGAUAGUCUUUUUGCAACGAACAAACAACAAAUUCAAGCCGGUAUUGAAGAACUGGAGCGGAUAUUCACUUUACGCCGCUUACCAUCUGAGCCCUCGACCUGGCCCUUUCAACUAUUAUGACAACGAUCUACGUAUAUUCGAUAAACGAUACAAAAUCCUACGUGAGGGAUUGCUAUCUUUGCCAAGUCUGAUUCUAGAGGCAGAGGACUUGGUACAAAAGCUCCAGGUCAAACUACGGGAUGUCCGUCAGAAUAGGGAGACGCGUGAGAUGAAACAAGGAGUGAAGCUGGAGAAGAAAAGGCUAGGUAAGCAGAUUAAAAAUCUCGAGAAAUGGGCGAAGUAUGUUACCGUCGGAUCGUCACCCUACUACAAGAUUAGGGACGACAUCAUUUCUGCGGAGGAACAGCUGAAAAUGCUUGAAAGUAAUAUUGAAGAGUAG
This is a messenger RNA of Fusarium coffeatum, 1245 nucleotides long. RefSeq lists its product as uncharacterized. Lineage: Eukaryota; Fungi; Ascomycota; Sordariomycetes; Hypocreales; Nectriaceae. The coding region runs from base 1 to 1245 and encodes 414 amino acids. The record is from RefSeq and is a predicted model, not a curated record. The transcript has a single exon.